GUCUCUGUUGGAACAUUGACUCGUUCACAUGGAUCCUUUCAGCUUCAAAACGUUUCUUCUCUUUGUCUGUUUGAUCGGCUGCGGCUCGGCUCAAGGCAUCCUCCCGGAAGGCCCGCUGGAUGCCGUGCUGUCUCGGGACGUCGUUCUGGAAACGCUGCUCAACAAACCAGAUUAUAAUGUUAUCAUCUGGAACUUUAAUGAUGGAUCUGUGCAGUCUGUGGCCACCUUGACUGCCAAGGGGCUGGUGGUGAACAAGCCUUACGAAGGGCGCGUGGCCAUUAAUGCGACCAACGGCUUCCUGACCCUGAAGUCUCUGAAGUCAAGCGACAGCGGAGACUAUAGCAUCAGUGUUGUGUACAAUGAUGGAAACACGGUAGCAGCCGAGAUCCAACUGCGAGUCCUGAAGCCGGUGUCUGACGUCAUCAUUAAGUCAAACUUGCCAGAGGCCGUGGAAAACAAAAGCACCGUCGUCCUCACGUGCUCGGCUCAGGGCUCCUUACUCAAGUUUACCUGGACCAAUGGCUCCGCCCCCAUCGUCGAUGAUGGAAAACGACUCCUGAUUAAAAACGAGGAGAUGACCAGCACACUGACCAUCAAACCUGUUCUCAGGUCGGAUCUGAUUGGUCCAAUCUUCUGCACUGCUGCCAACAAUCUGGAGAAAGAGAAAAGCCCGGCCUUCAAACUCACAGUCCACUAUGGUCCAGACAAUGUGAUUAUCUCACCUGCCUCAACACUUCAGUACAUCAAGUCGGGCUCUAACUUCAGUCUAGAGUGCUCUGCCCUCUCAUCUCCGCCCGCCACCUUCAGCUGGUUCCAGAACCUAAAGGAAAUGGAGGUGCCGGGACCCGUUCUUUCUCUGGGGGCAAUCGAGAAGCUGGGCUCAGUGAAGAAGGUGCAGAACUACACAUGCAGGGCGCAAAAUGCCAAGACCCUGCUCAACGUCACGUCUCCCGCUGUGUCCUUUGGUGUGAUGGAUGCCAUCUCUGGCACUAAAAUCACCGGUCCGACCGUGACGCUCAUCGCUGGCAACAGCACAGCCAACCUGAGCUGCCGGGCGAUGACCGGCACUGUGACGACCACGACCUGGCUGAAAGACGGCCAACCCCUGAUCGCCAGCUCCCGACUGGUGUUCGCAGCUGACAUGAGCUCCAUGUUAAUCAACCCGCUGCAGGGAGACGACACCGGACAGUACACGUGUCAGCUCACCAACCCCGUCACCACCGAGCAAGCAUCGUUCAAGUUGGUGGUCAACUUUGGUCCUGAAACAGCGUUGGUGAAAGGCGAAGAGGCUGUGGAGGUGAACGACCCCAUCACACUCACUUGCUCUGCACCGUCCUACCCAACCGCCAACUUCACCUGGAAGUUUAAUGGCACAGCGACCGACAUGAAGACUGACAAGUACAUCAUCGACAAGGCCAAUUACAAGAACACUGGAACGUACACAUGUGAGGCACACAACGCUGUCACCGGGAAGACCGUCACAUAUAGCCACAAGCUGUCCGUCAAAGAGGAGGGAGCGUUGGAUGAAGGUCUCUCAGACGGCGCAAUCGCAGGAAUCGUAAUUGCCGUCCUUGUCGCUGUUGCUGCUGCCAUUGGAUUGAUCAUAUACUGUCGACAGAAAGUUCCGGUCGAGUCUCCGUAUUAAAGACAGAUGCAGGCUGAAGAUUCUGCGACAAAUAUCAGAUCAUUUUGCUUCCCAUGAUCCACCUGUGCAGCUGGGAGGCGUAUCCUCAUGGAACCAACCGGUUUCCUCUGAAGUUCCUGUCAAACCAGUUUGCCCAUCCCCCUCCCCCUCUCUUCGUUGUCGAUGGCAAGAGGGAAAACUUGACCUUUUAAUUUGAAUGUUUUGUUUAAAGUCAGUUGAUGAUUCUGUGUUUGAAUCUUCACUGUUUAUCAUCCUUUUUUUAACCUUCGUCUUCGUGACAAAUGUCAGUGGAUCGUCACUCCCCUCCCCCACCCUGGUUCAGCGCCUCCUUACACAGUCGGAGACGUAUUGUAUGCAGACUCCGACACAAUGAGUGCUUAUCCUGAAACCUGAGAACACAUACAUAUACGCGCGAGCACGCUCACAAACACACACACACACACACACACAGAUCUGGAGUUUUUUAACUCACCUGUUUGUUUUACACUUGUCAAUAAUUUCAACAAAACUUUAUUAACACGUCGUCUCCUUUUUAUAAACAUCCCAUGAAAAAGCAUUGUCAUUGAAUAUAUUCAGACUGUGGCGUUAAUAAUCACUAACAAUAAACGAAAUAUAUUAAUACAAGAACUAUAAUAUAAUCAAUGAUAAAAAUAUCAUUUUCAUAAAAAACAGAGAUAAAAACAUCAUUAAAAAAACUAAUAUUCAUAAUACUAUUAUCAUAAACUGAUAUUUAUUGAUAAAAUGAUUUUAAUGAUUCAUAAUUGAUGAUAUCGUAGAAUUAACUUUGAAAUGUCAUUCUUGUCUAAUAAUUAUUAUUCAACUAUAAUUCAACCUAUAAAAAAAAGAUGACAAUAUUGUCGUGAUAUCGCUAACAUGAUGAUAUUGUAAGUGAAAUUUGAUGUCAUGUCUCAUCAGUUAACAGCUAAAGAUUUAAAUUGAAUUAAUUUCAUAAAGACAGCAACAGAGAAAGAAACUGUAAAACAAAACCGGUUAAAACUUUGCGAAAAAAGGGUCUUCAUUAAAAAAAGAGACGUGUCUCUCCCUGAUUUCUCAGCUGUGACUGGUUUUCUUCAUCUUGAUGGUGCAGCAUUGUUGUCCCUGUUGAAUCAUCAGUGGAGACGAGCGUGGACGUGCACAGACGAGACAAUGACAUGAAGGUGAAGAAAACCAAACGCAAAAAGGCGGGAAGGUGUGAGUGGGCGGUGACGUCAUCUGAGGUUUGGAGGGAACAUUUUCUCGGUGCUUUGAUAGAAAAAGAUUUAAACCGAAUGAAAAUAUUUCACUCGACGUCUGAAAAGAAAGAAAAUAUUUGAAGUUCAGGUUUUAUUUUAUUUGUUGAGUUUUCUGUUUCAGACCUAAUGAUUUUGGUUUCUGAUGAUAAUUUUAUCGUUUGUGAUUUCAGACUUGAACGUGCACUGAUCUCCAGUAAGAAAAGUAUUUAUUUUGUUUAGUUCAAACCGAAAACCAGAUAAACUGGAGCUGAAGAUCGUAACCACACUGAAUGUUCAAACUGAUUUAAUUUUCAAUUUUCACCCUGGAAUAUUUUUGAAAAAGUAUUCAAUUAUGUCACAUUGAACAGGAAGUGAUGUCAUAGCAACACAGGCUGCAGCGACUCAGACAACCUUAAAGAGAAGCAAGGCUUGCUGUCAAUCAUCAGAUAGAAUGAAUGUGUUGUAUUUUGCUACAUGUUGUUUGUUAACGUUGAUGUGAUCAGUGACAGGUUUUCUGAUGUUUACAGGUUCUAACGUAAAAAUAUACUGUAAAAAAUUUACAUAAAGGUUGGAAAUAUUUUACUAA
Platichthys flesus (European flounder) is the source of this 3442-nucleotide messenger RNA. Its product is annotated as carcinoembryonic antigen-related cell adhesion molecule 20. The record is from RefSeq and is a predicted model, not a curated record. The coding region runs from base 29 to 1645 and encodes 538 amino acids. NCBI's taxonomy places the organism in Eukaryota, Metazoa, Chordata, Actinopteri, Pleuronectiformes, Pleuronectidae. The transcript is spliced from 10 exons.